AUGAGUUGCUCGUGCCGUAUAGCCGCAUGGCGGACGUUUGCCCGGGGCCUUGCGCAGAUUCAUCGACCGGAAGCUUCGACAGCAGCGCAGUUCCAUCGUCGCGUGACAGCGUUUGGACAGAGUCGCGGAAUUCAGGCUUCGAAAUUUCACAGACAGGAUGGAGGGGCCACGGCGGUAGUUGUGGAAAGAAUUGAAGAGGUGGAAUCGCAAUCGCAGGGAACGGGCACAGUUGUGGAAGAUGCACGUGCGGCUACGACGAAACCUUUGGGCGAGACACCUCUGCGUGGAGAUGUCGGGACGGAUAAGCAGCCAGUUGAGAGAACCCGGGUGAAGAAGGAUAGGCAUAGAGACAGAAGGGCUGUUGCUUCGAAUCACGCAGAGUCAUCUAUGGGCGAGAAGGAUGAAUCACACGACAGGACAUCAAUAGCAAGACGAGAGCGAAAAGCUGUAUCGACAUCCAGAGAUUCACCAGUCGCAGACUCCGCAGACGCCUCUCCCACAUCAAGGCGCAAGAACCAAGAACCAUGGCAGCUCCAAAAAGCAGCCCUCAAAGAGAAAUUCCCCGAAGGCUGGCAGCCGCGCAAACGCCUCUCCCCAGACGCCCUCGCCGGCAUCCGCGCCCUCAACGCCCAGUUCCCCGAAAUCUACACGACGGAGGCCCUGGCAGACAAGUUUCAAGUCUCGAGCGAGGCCAUACGCAGGAUCAUCAAGAGCCACUGGCGGCCGUCGUCGAUGGAGGAGGAGGACCGGCAGCAGCGGUGGUUCCGGCGCGGCAAGCAGGUGUGGGAGCAAAAGGCCGCGCUGGGGAUCAAGCCGCCGCAGAGGUGGCGCGUGGAGGGCGUCGCGCGGGAUCCGGGCUAUCAUGAAUGGAGCAAGAAGGUGUCGCAGCGGGAGAGGGAGUGGGAGGAGGAGGAGAAUCGCAAGUAUCGGGCGCAUUUGGAGAAGAGGAAGAGGAAGAAGACGGAGUUUACAAAGGGGUGGUGA
Molecule: messenger RNA, 984 nt
Organism: Trichoderma gamsii
Lineage: Eukaryota; Fungi; Ascomycota; Sordariomycetes; Hypocreales; Hypocreaceae
Exons: 1
Coding region: 1-984 (327 amino acids)
Cellular component (GO): nucleus
Source: RefSeq, a predicted model, not a curated record